AUGGAUGGGCACUUAGAGCAAAUAAGGAGAAACUUAGAACUAUCAAACAUUGAGGAUGAAGACAAAUUUGUAGGUGAGGAAGUGGAAGAACAAGAAAAAGAGGUCCCUGUAUCAAAUGAAAUUUCAAUGAAGAAUGAGGUUGUGGAGGAAGCAUCAAAUAGUCAAAGACACACAAGUGAUCAAAAUGUGCAUAAUAUUAGUGAUUAUGUGGAUGAAGACGCAACUUCUGAUGCAGUGGAUAUGGAUCAAUAUCGCAUAAACUCUUGGAAAGAUAUUGGUAAGAUUGAUUUCUCAAGUCUAUCUAUGGAAAAUAUUUGUCAAUUGCACUUUGUUGAUCUUAUCUUGGCAUUCAAAUUUUAUAAUUCAUAUGCCAAGACGAGGGGCUUCAGUGUACGAAAGAGUAGAAGUAGAAUAGUUGAUGGAAAAGUUAGAGAAAAAGCAUAUGUUUGUUCUCGUGAAGGAUAUAGAUUAGAAAAAUGGAACCAUAUGAAAAAUCGAGUUAGGGAGCUAAAACCAGAGACAAAAUGUGGUUGUAUGAGUAAACUUCAUGUUUUCUUCGAUGUGGUAACUGAGAGUUGGGUAGUGAGAGAUUUUUGUGAUGAACACAACCAUGAGCUUAUUAUUCCAAAGUUAGCAAGAAUGUUAAGAUCUUACAAGAAAAUGACUGAGCCUAACAUUAAUCAAAUGAACCAUAUGAAAGAGGUGGGGAUUAGCAUACCAAACAUAUUUGGGUCAUUAGCUAGCCAAUGUGGUGGGAACGAGAACGUUAAUUUUUCAAUUAAGGAUAUGCACAAUCAAGUUGCGAAGCAAAGAAGACAAUUACCUGAUGAUUUAACCUCUUUGGACUACGAUCUGUUCGGGGAUGUGCUAGCAUUUGACACCACAUAUAAGAAGAAUCGAUACAGAUUGUUGGUUGUAAUAUUCUCGGGAGUUAACCACCAUAAUCAAACCGUUGUAUUUGGUGUUGCGAUAGUUUCGAAUGAGAUGAAAAGCACGUACGUGUGGUUACUAAAACAGCUUCUCAUAGCAAUGAAGGGAAAGACACUGACUUCAGUAAUUACAGAUGGUCAUCCAUCGAUGGCUAUCGCUAUUCAGGAAGUGUUUUCAAAUGCACAUCAUAGGUUAUGUGCAUGGCACUUGAUGCAUAAUGCAACAAGCAACAUUCACAAACCUCAGUUUACGAAAAUGUUUACAAAGUUAAUGCUAAGUGAUUAUGAAGUUGGUGUGUUCGAACAAAACUGGGAGGAAAUGGUUGGAUUCUUUAGAGUGGAAGAUUGGGAGUGGAUAGUAGAUAUGUAUGGGAAAAGAAACAUGUGGGCUACCACUCAUAUCCAAGGAAAAUUCUUUGCUGGGUUUAGAACGACUUCGAGGUGUGAAAGUCUACAUUCUAUCCUCAAAAGAUAUGUUAAAUCACACCAUAAUUUGACAGAAUUUGUUCAACACUUCCAGCAUUGUUUGAGCUACAUGCAACACAGAAAGGAUUUGGCAGACUUUAAAUCAUCAACUGGACAACCUGUGAUACAGACGCACUUUCAAAAAUUAGAAAGGUCAUUAGCUACCAUUUAUACCCGGCAAAUUUUUUAUGUUGUUCCGUUCAAUGCUCCACAAGGCCAGCACAUUGAAGGUUUUCUAGACAUUGCGGAGUUGCCAAAAUCAUUAGUGCUACGAAGAUGGACUAAAAAAGUGAAGGAAGGCAUUAGUGGGUAUGAUGACAUGUGCGGCUUGAUGGAAGAUUCCUUGGCUAUCAGUUGGCGUGCAUGUUUGGCACAUUGGUGUAAACAAAUUAUGAACAAAGGGUGCCUAAAAGGGGAUAUUUUUAAUGAAUCACGAGAUGCAUUGGUAAAUAUACUUUCAUGGAUUAGGGCUCAUAAUGGGGACAAUAACAUGAUGGAGGGGCAUGCAGAAUACAUGUAUGAAGACCUUGCAAAGAAUGGAAGUACUGAGAUAGAGACCACAAGGAAGCCUAAGCGUUGCAACUACUAUCGCAAGGGAGACUACUCCUUCGUAGAUGCUGAAAGUGAUGAGUAUGUUCACACUGAAUGGUUUGAAGAGGAAGAUGAGUAUUUAGAUUCCUUAAGGUAUUACGAACAGAGUGGUGGCGAGACUGAGUCCUCAAUGGAUUAUGAUUCUGGGGCAAAUGAUGAUGAUGAGGCAGAGUUGUGA
Messenger RNA from Arachis ipaensis, 2163 nucleotides. RefSeq names its product protein FAR1-RELATED SEQUENCE 5-like. NCBI's taxonomy places the organism in Eukaryota, Viridiplantae, Streptophyta, Magnoliopsida, Fabales, Fabaceae. The record is from RefSeq and is a predicted model, not a curated record.